Messenger RNA from Galendromus occidentalis (western predatory mite), 2681 nucleotides. RefSeq names its product dual specificity protein phosphatase 16. Gene Ontology annotation, molecular function: MAP kinase tyrosine/serine/threonine phosphatase activity; protein tyrosine/threonine phosphatase activity; MAP kinase tyrosine phosphatase activity. Gene Ontology annotation, biological process: negative regulation of MAPK cascade; peptidyl-tyrosine dephosphorylation. NCBI's taxonomy places the organism in Eukaryota, Metazoa, Arthropoda, Arachnida, Mesostigmata, Phytoseiidae. Gene Ontology annotation, cellular component: cytoplasm. The transcript is spliced from 6 exons. The record is from RefSeq and is a predicted model, not a curated record. Bases 1 to 2595 code for a protein of 864 amino acids.
AUGAUGACUUGCGACUCAUGCACAGAUUGUCCUGUACCGAUGAAACGUUUCCGCAGUGGUCAGGUGGACUGGACGGAAGAUGCGGAACAGCCUCCUCAUACAGCGGAGUGCGUCUGUCGCGUGCGAAGACUGCGACAAUCUCGCCGGACCGCAGUGUCCAACUCCUCCUUGUUCACGCUGAGUCUGAGCCGGCCCCAUCUCAAAAGACAGCCCCGCAUCAACAUGGACGAAGUUGCCAUCGGACGACCCGGUGUGGUUUCGGCCAUGGAUGUUCACGAGCUGUUUGCACUUCUCAGCAAACGAGAUGACGUGCUUCUCAUAGAUUCUAGGAUCUUCAUCGAUUACAACACGAGUCACAUCACGCGAUCCGUGAACGUGGCCAACUCGAAAAUCAUGAAGCGGCGUCUCGAGCAGGAUCGCGUGUCUGUGCGAGAUCUUCUAGUCAGUAAUUGUGAUCCGGAUUCCUACUGUUGGGCCGUAGUGUACGACGGCAACACCAAGAGUCUCCAACAGGUCGCCACCGAUUCAUUCACCGCUGUCCUGCUCGAUAGGCUAUCGUUCGUUUUCGAGCGCGUCUCCUUCCUCAACGGCGGUUUCAGUGAAUUCCAGAGCUCCUAUCCGCAUCAGUGCGAGGACAAGCAGAGACCGUGCGCGCCUCUCGCUUCCGCGCUGUCUCAACCUUGUAUGCCCAUAACGAACGUGGGUCCGACCCGGAUCCUGCCGUUCCUAUACCUGGGCUCCCAGACCGAUGCACAUAACCGCCAAGUACUCUGGGAUCACAACAUCACCUACGUUCUGAACGUCUCGGCGACAUGCCCGAAGGCGGACUUCAUUUCUGAAACUCAGUUUAUGCGUAUCGCGGUCAAUGACAACUACAGCGAAAAGCUCAUGCCACAUUUCGGUAAAGCAUUCCAUUUCCUGGACCGCGUUCGUGAAUCGAGCGGAUGCGUUCUGGUUCAUUGCUUGGCCGGAAUCUCGCGCUCUCCGACGAUUGCGAUAGCUUACGUCAUGAAGCAUCUCAGAAUGUCCUCUGACGACGCCUAUAGGUAUGUGAAGUCCAAACGACCGACCAUAUCUCCGAACUUCAACUUCCUCGGCCAGCUCCUUGAGUACGAAAGGCAGUUGCGGUGUGAGAAAGUUCUAGAAGCCGCACCCGACAUCUGCUCCUCAGCACCUGCGCUGCCCUCGUUACCCUACUGCAGUUCGAACGAAAGCGGCAGAGAACGAGAGGCGCCACUUGUCAGUCAAAAGAAACAACGGCUUUCGAGAUUACCGAUCUUGCCGAGGCAGCUCACGCUCAGUCUCAAACGCCCGAUGGAAACCGUUAAAGCCUCGCCUCCGGACGGCAACAGUCCGGCAAGCGGAGCGAUCUCACCGACCACGGGCAUCGCCAGACUGAACUUCGGCGGUAGCCAGGAGAACUUGUCAGUGCCCGAACCCACGCGUCCUUUCGACGUCGCUCGGUCCCUGAGCUGCAAUCUGGACUGGUUGGGCUCGCACGAAGACGAGAACUUGCCACCGCCCGAAGCAGAGGGUUCUGCCACGGAUCGGACCUCGGACAUCGGCGAUUUUGCGUCGAGUUCUUCAUCGUCAUCGUUGGCGAAACGGAAAGAGAAUCCCUUGAAGCUCUGCAAAACGCUGAGCGGAGCUUCGCUGAGACGCCACCUGUUGCGCUCCGACUCCGUAUCGACCUGCGGAACAAGCGGCUACGGGUCUCAAAUCUCUGAACAGGUCGACCAUCUGGACGACGAAUCGAUGUCGGACGCUGAGGACGCGGUCGUAUUGCGCACCGCGGCGCCCGGUGGCCACAAAGUACACUCGAAAGUUUCGCGUCACGACAGCGCCUACCGCUCGAUGACGUUCGAGGAGGGCCUCACGACCGGAUCCAGGGAGAGCUGUUCUACGGAAAGAUCCUCGAGAACCACGUCGAUCCCUCUAGAAAGCCCUCUGAGUCCAUCGGAGCAGCACCUUCUCCACGAUUUCGACGAAGAGCCGCCCGUUCUCCGCGUGGCUCUGGGAAGCAGCAGCAGCAGCAUGACGUCGAGCACCAAGUCCCGAUUCGAUGCCGCGGGAUUCAGCGACUCGUGGAAAAGCUCGAACACGACCGAGUUCGAAUCGAGUCACGACUCGGGCUUCAUGUCGUCGAUGACAUCCUCACGCAGCAGUUUGACAUCGUCCAUGCGCUCGUCGUGCGCCAUGAGCACGUCGGCGUCAUCCAAAGGAUUCAAGGAGGUGCUCUGUUCGAGCGCGGCGUUUUUCCGCGUCCGCUGUGAUAUGUCUCACAAGUUGGAAGAGCAAGAGCAAGACGAAGCUGUGCAUCAAGCAUCAUCCUCAUCGACCACAUCUUCAUUGCAAGUCGCCAAGCGAGUCGGAGACUCUUCCGUCCCACAGGCUCCGUUGCUCCGGACCAAGAGUCUUCCCGGUCUCGAUGCUUUCAAGCUCAUUGAAGGGGGAGAUAGCACCGGCAGCAACACAGAGCCGCCGUUCGGUAAAUCACGGAACCGACACUCGUAUUCAGGCCCCGCAGAUCUCAAUCGAGAAUCGACUGCGCCGUCAGCAGCAUCCAAUCAGAGUAUGAGCAUAGCAGUCAAUUGAAUGCUGAUGGAGGCAACGAUGACGAUGAUAGUUAUGAUAUUAAUAAUAAUGAUGAAAUGCCUCGACCUCCCGCGUACGAGGAACUC